Molecule: messenger RNA, 750 nt
Organism: Schistosoma guineensis
Lineage: Eukaryota; Metazoa; Platyhelminthes; Trematoda; Strigeidida; Schistosomatidae
Source: the annotation of a GenBank genome assembly
AUGGAGCAAGCUAAUGAAGAUUUCCUCAUUAUACUUGGAAGGGAAUAUCCGUUUUUAUCCGAUAAGCAUGUGAAUGACUACUUUAUCAAAUGGUCUAUGAAAGGCAGGUUGAGUGUUGUUACAUUCACUUUUGACCAUAUGUUUGUACCAUAUAAAGCAGAUUCAUUUUUCACACGGUUUUUCAAUUCGCCUUCUGUGCAAAAUGCUCUCACUAUUCCCCACACUAAAACUAUUGUCAAAAUUAACAGCGUAAGAUGUACGCUCACCAACCUGGAUGUCUUUCGUAAACUUUCAAGUGUGACACAUGAGUGCGGAAGAAUUAAAACACGUCUGGACGAUGUUUUCGAAACAAUCCUUAUUUCCGAUAAAUUAAGAGAGUGUUUGUUACUUGAAGAUUCAGACAGUUAUUCUAUUCUUACUGAAAAAGAGAGAGAAGAGUUCCUCGUUCGCCUGUUCAGACACAUUUGUAUUGGAGGUGAAAUAUGUCAACAAGAAGAUGAGAUUAAGCCAUACAUUGAUACUGUACGCAAAAUAUAUCGUGAUUUAAUAUGUGUUCAGAAGAAUCCUGAUUCAAAAGCAAUCGAAAUUGUUUCCCAUGUUUACGAAGUUCGUGUGUAUGAUGAACAAAAUAACAUGGUGUUUCCCUCACGUAAAGAACAUUUAAAUACGUUCGCUUAUGCAAUCGUGGAUCCUUUCAAGAGAAACGUAAUAAUUUUUUAUCAUGUUUUUGGAUGCGGGGAAUUUUCAUGA